Dendrobium catenatum is the source of this 1476-nucleotide messenger RNA. RefSeq names its product serine/threonine protein phosphatase 2A regulatory subunit B''beta. Gene Ontology annotation, molecular function: protein phosphatase regulator activity; calcium ion binding. Gene Ontology annotation, cellular component: protein phosphatase type 2A complex. NCBI's taxonomy places the organism in Eukaryota, Viridiplantae, Streptophyta, Magnoliopsida, Asparagales, Orchidaceae. The record is from RefSeq and is a predicted model, not a curated record. Gene Ontology annotation, biological process: protein dephosphorylation.
ACACAUCCAUAUAUGGAUGAGCACCGUGACAGGUGCUUGCAUGAAUCAGGAACGCGGACUGCGAAGUUGGCUCAAACCCCUCCCGUAUCUUGAUUGGUGCCUAGCCUUCUUUUCUAAAAAUCGGGACUUUUCUCCCUAAUUCGUGCUUUUCCACUGAGCUAUUUGAAGGCACAGCGCCCAUUUCUUCUGACUUCCCCGGCAAUUGUUGUCGAUCGUCGCCUUGAUCCGAGUUUCCGCUGUUUAUAGCUUCCUACCUCUCAAACGGCCGGUUCUAUCUUUCGAUAGCGAGGAUUUGGAUUUGUAUCGCGUUGUGCUGAGCCCUGGAGGAUUCUGGCAUCGUGAGCAAGGAUAUGACCCGUGGCUGUUUAGCAGGUGCGUCGGUUCAGCUUUUCAUGGAUUCUGGUAGGAAUGGGGUCAGAUUUGUAGUUUUGCGAAACUAGGGUUUGUGCGCGCCGGCGGAAUCCGAAUUUUGGUGUCUGCCUGCCGGUUUAUUGCGAUAAUUGUUACAUGAGAGAUUUAGUUAAUGGUUGGGAUGGAUGUGGAGUUAUCAAAGGACGGUGCUUCUUUGGACCCUGAGCUGCUUCAACUGGCGGAGGUUUCUCCCCUGGCCUUGAAGGAAAACCCUUGUGUUGCGGAGCAGCUAUAUUCCCAGUGGCUUUCUCUCCCAGAGACUGUUCGUCUGGUUAAAUCUUUAAUUGAAGAUGCAAAGGCUGGAUUGCCAUUGAAUGUUUCUAGCAUCACUGGUGGUGCAAAUAUUGCUACUAGCAAUGCAUUGCCUUCUAUGUUCCCUGCUGGCAGUGUACCACCUCUUUCCCCUAGAAGCAGCUCUGGAUCUCCUCGUUUCAUGAAACGAGGUUCACCUGCGGGGCCAUCGUCUCUGGGAUCUCCAUUAAAAAUAGUUAGAGAGCCAGCCAAAGAAGUCAUCCCUCAGUUCUACUUUCAGAAUGGACAGCCGCCCCCAAAAGAACUAAAAGACCAGUGCUUAGAAAGAAUUGCUCAGAUUUUCUCCGGCAAGUUGGAUGGAUUGCAAAUUCAUGAGUUCAAGUCUGUUACAAAAGAAAUCUGCAAGCUGCCGUCAUUCUUUUCUAGUGUUCUUUUCAGAAAGAUUGACGCAGAAUGUGCUGGAACUGUAAAUAGGGAUGCAUUUGUUAAUUAUUGGGUGAAUAGCAAUAUGAUGACUAUGGAUACGGCAACUCAAAUAUUUAAUAUUUUGAAGCCUUCGGAUCGCAAGUACCUUAUUCAGGAGGACUUCAAACCUGUACUCAGAGAACUUUUGGCAACUCAUCCAGGAUUGGAAUUUUUACAGGGUACUCCUGAGUUUCAGGAAAGAUACGCUGAAACUGUCAUCUAUCGAAUAUUCUACUAUGUGAAUAGAUCGGGUAAUGGUCAUCUAACCCUUAGAGAGCUUAAGCGUGGAAAUCUAAUUGCUGCUAUGCAACAUGCUGAUGAGGAAGAGGACAUCAACAUGGUUUUGAG